Thamnophis sirtalis is the source of this 4705-nucleotide messenger RNA. NCBI's taxonomy places the organism in Eukaryota, Metazoa, Chordata, Lepidosauria, Squamata, Natricidae. The record is from RefSeq and is a predicted model, not a curated record.
CAGAAGUAUUUGGGAGGGCCUCAAGGGGAUGGGGACGAGGAAGAAGUAGGGCCAGGGAUGCUAUGGGACAGAAGGAAAUAUCCAAAUAGUGGUUUUUGUGAGGGUUGAUGAGUAGAUAGAUAUUAUGAACCAUGCUUGGAUAGCAAGUAAGGGAGACCAAGGAAUGGUUAUAGAGAAGCUUCUAUUCCUUGGAUUCCACUUACAAAUCUUCAGGAGAUUGUCUAUUGCCCCCUUUUGGGAAGUCAACUAUGGGGUGGCACUGCUUAUCUGUACCAUAUUAGGAAUCUAGGGGGAAAAAACUCUCCCCAACCAACCCUUUGCUGGGAGCAAGGAUAGGUGUCAAGCAAUUAUCAUAAAUUGUUAGGGUGGAGAGUACCAAUAUUUAUAGUUCAAAUCAAUACAACUAGGGAGCAGGUUAUGAAAUUUUAGAGGGACAAGGAAUGAUAGGAUGGUAGGGGUUAGAAGGAUUUAAAAAAGAGACUGGGGAAACAGCUAAACUGAAGAGAGGUAGAGAUUUUUUUGUGGGGGUAGGAAGUCAAGCAUGGCUCUUGUGGAUAAGCAUGCAGGGUGGUUUGGGAAGUCGGAGCUGAAGGGGGAGAAAUGGCAGAUCACCAGAGACAGUGGGGACGAUGGGGCUGGUGGCUUGCAGAGGGGACUGAGCCUCUGCCUGUGAAGAGGCUUCAACUGUAUGCCCCCCCUCCUCCCCCAUCAUGGAGCCCUUGAAGGAGCGGGCUGGGUGGUGCGCAGGGUACCUGGGGGAGGAGGCUGUGGCUGAAAUGAGACCUUUGUUACAAGAGAACGCUAGCCAGGAUGGUAUUGAAAUGAAGGUUGAGCCCACAGGCUGGGGAUCAGACGAUCCAGAGUUAGAGGAGGAAGACACUGGUCCAGAUCCUGUGCGGGUCUUGAUGUUGCCACUUCAGGCCCAGCAUGCCAUGGAGAAGAUGGAAGAAUUUGUUUUGAAGGUUUGGGAGGGCCGUUGGCGUGUGAUGCCCUAUGAUGUGCUACCUGACUGGCUGAAAGACAACGAUUUUCUCCUACACGGACAUCGCCCACCCAUGCCUUCCUUCCGCGCCUGUUUCCGCAGCAUCUUCCGGCUCCACACCGAAACUGGCAACAUCUGGACUCAUCUGCUUGGAUUCCUCUUCUUCCUGGUUUUGGGCAUUGGAUACAUGUUCAGUCCCAACAUGAAAUAUGUGGCCCCCAUCCAGGAGCGUGUGGUUUUUGGCAUGUUUUUCCUCGGAGCCAUUCUCUGUCUCUGUUUCUCCUGGCUAUUUCACACAGUCUAUUGCCACUCUGAGAAAGUUUCUCGCACCUUCUCCAAAUUGGAUUACUCUGGAAUUGCACUGCUCACCAUGGGCAGUUUUGUUCCCUGGCUGUAUUACUCAUUCUACUGCUCACCACAACCCCAGCUCAUCUACCUCAUCAUCGUCUGUGUGCUGGGUAUAACUGCCAUCAUGGUGUCGCAGUGGGAUCACUUUGCCACGCCACAAUAUCGGGCAGUGCGGGCAGGUGUAUUUCUGGGCCUAGGGCUGAGUGGACUAGUGCCCACCCUCCAUUUCAUGAUCACUGAAGGUUUUAUCAAGGCCACGACAGUGGGACAGAUUGGUUGGCUCUUCCUCAUGGCAGUCCUCUACAUCUUGGGAGUGGGCUUGUAUGCUGCCCGCAUUCCUGAACGUUUCUUCCCGGGCAAGUGUGACAUCUGGUUCCAUUCUCACCAGAUCUUCCACGUCUUGGUGGUUGCAGCUGCCUGUGUCCAUCUUCACGGGGUCUCCCAGCUGCAAGCGUUCCGCUCAUCGCUGGGUGGCAGCUGCAUGGAGAACACUGUGCUCUGAUACCUUUUGAGGCUCCAGGGAUACCUGCUGAAUGAGGGCAGCCCUCCCAUCACCCUGAGCACUUCUGGAUAUGGACCACGAGGGACAGGGCCUCUCUUAAAGGGCACUGCACCAAGUCUCCAUUUGAAAAACAACCUUUGUGUCCCAGGUCUUCUUUGCGGUUGGGGGAAUGGCUCUCCUUUCCUCCAUUAGGGCAACCCACACAUUAGCCUAUGUAUGAUAUGUGUGAGCAUGUGGAUUACACAUGUGUGUGAAUUGCCAGCAACAAGUGUAGGGCUAAAGAGAUGGGCGAUAAUAGGGUAGGCAUUUAAUCCCUUCUGACAGCUUAUAAUGUAGGUUCAUGUGGGGAUUCAUAUAAGAGCACGAUGGAUGAGUACAGUAUCUCCCAUAAGCUAAGGAGAUGUCUUUUUUUUUAAAAAAAAAUGAAGUAUUCUCAGGUCUGUCCAAGCCGUGAAUAUUUGUUCAGUUCUCUUUGUGAACUGGUGCUCUUUUAAGAGGCGGCUUAUUUUCAGAUGGGUGCCAAGAAAGCAUGUUAUCUACUGAAAUACGCAACAAACUAUUUUUAUUCCAUCAAAAGUAAAAAGUGAGGGAGGAAACCCCCAAGGUAGGGUGAUUGAGUUGGCUUUGUUGCUGGACUGCUUGCUUCUCUAUGGAAAUGUAGAUUAUAAAUCUAAGAGCUAAGCCUACUAUCCAGACCAACAUCGGCAUGGAUGACUGGCACACAUCUAUUCUACCACCCCACCCCACCCCUGGGCUAAGGAUGGAUGCAGUUAUGUGCCAGCAAUCCCUCCAUUCUACCCUCCGAGAUUUGUAGAUGUCUAAAUGUUUUUAGGGUACAGAAAGGGAAACUUUUCUAAUCACGACUGCAUAGAGAGAGAGAUCAGGGCUUGGGCUGGAAAAGCCUCCAUUUUUUAAACCAUCAAUUUACUAGUUUGGAAAUUACAGUAGCUGUUGCUCAGUUCUCUGUUCUUUAAUCCCUGACAAAUAGCUUCAAGAGUAGGACAUUUCUUAAUAAUAGAUUGUGUGUAUGUCUGUGCAUGUAGUGAGGGAUCAGGUGACUUCUUCUCCCCAAGGAUCUCGAUUACAGCAAAUGAAAAUCAUCUGAACUGAACUCUCAUCGAUCCUCCGUCUUUUGAAGGACUGUCAGUCUAUUUGGUGUUUUGCUACAGAACCCUCACCCUUUCUCUGUUGAAGAUGCAGUGCGAAGGGAAAAGCAGAGUAACACAAGAGUCUUCUUUCUUUACACAUCCUUCCCUGCUACUAGAAGACCAAGGGGCUCCAACUUCCAUCCUGGAUGGUACAGUGAUGCAACUUCUUUGGAUGCUGUCAGUAAAACGGCAAUACCAGUCUUAUAGGAAAGAGCCUAGAAUCUGGGUCUGAACACUGAAAGUUCCCUGCAAUCAAAUCCAUAACCACUGGACUCCACCAUCAGCCAAGCCAAUUCCCAACAUUCUUCCCUAACCUGAUUGCCUUUGGAUUCUCAGUCUGCAUAACCAAUGUACCUGGAGAUGACCAGCUGCUUAAAGUCUGAGUAAAUGCCCAUCCUCUCUCUCCUGCAGCAAAUACAGUUCUUUUGAAGUGUUUUAAUAACUAUAACAAAGUAUUAGGAUGCUGAGGCAGGAUGGGGAGGCCAGUUUCUUAUUAAUUUAUUAUUAACAUCUCUCGAUCAAUCUAAGUGGCAUUUAGUACACUGGAGAUGGUUCUAGUUCUUUCAUGAUACAGUGGAAUUUAUAGGGAAAAGAAAUGGAGGAACAAAAAGAGGUCAGUUAUAAAGACAAUCAUCUGGAUUCUUUUGUGAAUCAUCUGCUUUGACUGAUAUGAAAACGUGUGAAGAAAAAAAGACCAUUAUCUAAGAUAUACCAUCAACUUUCUUCUGAGUAGAAAGCUGCAAUAUUCAAUCCAGAAACUGGCAGCUUUGAAGAAGAGGGGCAACUAGGCAUAGAUAUUUUUGCCUCUAGGCUAGGCUCUUUUAUGUGUGUGGGGGUGGGGGUGGGGGGUGUAGAAGCACUUUUUAUCAUGGUACAAUAUGGAGAAGGUGUGUCACUUCUCUAGAGACGAUGGGACAUGUUGGAAAGUGAGCGUGGAGACCAUGCUUCCAAAGGGAGAGCUAAGGGAGCAAGGUGAUCGCAUAACAAAAGGAUGCAUGGCUUUUGACCCACCAACCCAAACCCAGCAUAUUGGCAGGGUGUGGCAGCUUCCAAAAAGUUUGAUCACAAUCACAAGUCACAACCCAUACCUUUGUACAAUCCCAAGAAGGUAAAGAGAAUGACCUUGCACCUUCAGUGGAUUGCUAAGCAAUGCUAGUCAACUGGGUUUAUAUUGGAGACUGGGAUAACAAGUAAAGCAGGCUAGAUUUAACAGGAUAUAUACUAUUGAUAUGUUUCCCUGAGAUGAAACAGCCAAGAGGGACUCUCUUUUAAAAUACUUUUCCCCCACAUCCCCCCCCCUUUUUUUAGAAAUGCUUGAUUUUCUGAAUCGCUUGCUAGAGUACAAAUUUCACAGAAAAACAAUAAUUUCCCUCAAAUUCCUAGGUCCUAUUCCCAACCUGGAAAGAUGAAUCAACAGCUCCAACUUCCCAGUCCCAUUACAAUCCCUAAGGGGUUCUGCUACUUGGUGUGUCAUACCACAGGCCAAUUAAGUAUAAAUUAAAAUUAAGCACACUGAAGAAAAUUAAUUUACUACAAACCUCUAUACAGGGUUUAUGACUCCGCCUCGCAUUCCCAACUGUUUGAUUCAAAGCAGGGCACUUGCACAGCCAUUGAUACUAAUUGCUCUGUACAUAGUAAACUGUGAGUCCCUUUGUGAUAUGCUCUUAAACCCAAUGAUUCCUCACCCCAUACUGUAAAGUGUCUCCACUCUGUGCACUGUUCCAC